AUGGCUGCUACACUUAUAGCAAGACCUCGAACAAGAGCCUACAAACCUAAAGCUAGGACAGGAUGCAAGAGGUGCAAGAUACGCAGGGUCAAAUGUGACGAGACCAAACCAUGUUGCAAACGAUGUACUACCACAGGCCGGAUAUGUGAUGGUUACGACCCCAGGUUCGUCACUCCGCGGCGCUCGCCGCUCACGAGGAUACCGCCCACGUCCACAUCUCCACCUCACCCAAACCCUAGCCAGGAGGUUGUCGACUUCGCGUCAGAACUCCGCUCCUUCAACGCGCCAUCUUUUCUCCUACCACUACUCCGUCUUGAUUCCGAUGAUGAGCGUAUCAACCUCCAAUUUUACAUGAAGCAUGCUGGCCCUACUCUGGCGCGAUCGUCCAAUUCCGCGUUCUGGCAACGCCAAGUGCUGCAAGCUGCUCAUCAGCAUGCCUCUGUUCAGCACUGCAUUAUUGCUCUGGGUGCUAUGCACAGGCGGUUCUCUAAAUCCAAACUAACACCAAACGAUUUGGAUCUGCCAGACCCGCACUUGAAGUUUACCUUGCAACAGUCGAACAAAGCCAUCCAACAACUGCUUCGAGAUCAGAUCGAGAGUGACGAUACGGGUGUAGUUGAUAAUUUGACAGCCAUGACUUGCUGUAUCCUGUUUGGGAGCAUGGCCAACCUCCAGGGGCAGCAGAAGGCUGCACUGGAUCACCUCCGCAGCGAGCCAGUUGACAUAGAUACCAACUCUCCAUGGGCACUUUUCGAGCUACACUGCCGCAUCGAGACCCUCCUCAAAGACACGCUCGCCUUGAACAGGAGCUGCGUAGUGAGCCCUGCCACCCGAGACGACAUUGAACACGAGCACGCUUUACUCGUGACCCGCUUUCAGCGCAUUUCCAACACACUUGACUCCCUCCGCACUAUCGCACCUAGCAUCAACUUCCCGGCCAACGACUCGUCCAAGACCAUGCUCCUUGUUACAGAUACCUACCACUGGCUGCGCUCCUCUGUCGAACCUCUACAACGACAUUUCAAUAUCAUCAGCCCACUGUCCACAAUCUCACACGAUCCAGUCGAGCAUUUCACAAACAUGAUGCCACACAUGAAACAUCUCCUAAGCCUCACCUCGCCCUCAACACCAGUAUACUCAGCAGCGCCGGGCCUACUCUUCGCUCUCUGGCGCAUCGGCACGAGCGCACCAUCGCCAUGCAUUGCUUUGCGGCGAGAGGCGGUUGAACUUAUGGCCAAACACUCGAGGCGAGAAGGGAUGUUCGAUGGGCGGUUGGCGGGCUGUAUUGGGAGGAUUGCCUUAGCCUUGGAGCAGAGUGCCGCACGGAGGGAACUAGAGCUAGGCGAGCAUGUCGAGGGUAGUGGGUAA
Molecule: messenger RNA, 1368 nt
Organism: Didymella exigua CBS 183.55
Lineage: Eukaryota; Fungi; Ascomycota; Dothideomycetes; Pleosporales; Didymellaceae
Exons: 3
Coding region: 1-1368 (455 amino acids)
Biological process (GO): regulation of DNA-templated transcription
Molecular function (GO): DNA-binding transcription factor activity, RNA polymerase II-specific; zinc ion binding
Source: RefSeq, a predicted model, not a curated record